Closterium sp. NIES-67 is the source of this 3887-nucleotide messenger RNA. Lineage: Eukaryota; Viridiplantae; Streptophyta; Zygnematophyceae; Desmidiales; Closteriaceae. The record is from the annotation of a GenBank genome assembly.
UAUCCUCCAGAUCCCAGAUUCCGACUUCCCUAGUGAUUGACGAGACAUUGGCAAUAGCCAGAUCAGGUGACUCCUUGCCUAGGUUGCUGUUCCCUUCCAGCAGCCGCAGCUAUGGCGUCUCUAGGCGCCGUCGGGGUUCGAUUCGCGCGUAACCUCGCGGUUUUCGCUCUGGUCCUGGUUUCGCUCGCGUGCGUCUGCCAAGCGAGCGAUCUGGUCAUCGUCCGUGCAGAUCGUAAGAUCGACCUUCAGACGCAUCUCGUCCGCAACUCCGCGACCCUCAAGGUGGAGAACGCGGGCACAUCCCCAGCGUCCUCGGUCGUUCUCGCCCUGCUCGUGCCUCCCCCCGGCCGCCUCGCCUUCGCCACAGCCGUGCUCCUGCAGGGCAAGGUCAAGAGUCGCACCUUCCAGGAACUCCCCCUCACUCCCAUCACCCCCUCAUACGCCGUCGAGAAUGGCGUCUACUUCGAAGCCCAGCUCCCGACGCCUUUGGAGCCGGGGAAAACCGCCCAGGUGGAGGUCUAUUUCGUGGUGAUCAACGCGCUCACGCCCCACCCGGCUGAGAUCACCCAAGCCGACCCUCAGCUGGUUAUUUUCGAGGAUUCUCACUACCUCACGUCGCCGUACCCGGUCCGGUCCCAGAGCACUAUUAUCCGCCUCCCGAGCCACCAGAUCGAGUCUUUCACGGCGAAGGAACCUUCCAGGAAGACGGAUUCGGAGAUUAAGCUCGGGCCGUAUGAGGGGGUGGAGAAAGGCGAGGUGUCGCCGCUGCUGGUGCACUAUGAGAAUAACCGGCCGUUUCCGCUGUUUGAGCGGGCGGAGCGGGAGUACGAGAUCUCGCACUGGGGGAAUGUGUAUGUCACGGAGGACUACCACCUGGUGCACUCUGGCGCAAAGCACAAGGGCAUGUUCUCGCGUCUGGACUACCAGCACCGCCCCAUGGCGAUCGGAGUGUCCUCGCUGCGCGGACUCAUGGCGGUGCUGCCAGAGAGGGCCAACACGGUGUACUACAGAGACGAGAUUGGGAAUAUCUCCUCCUCUCACCUGCGGUACCCGCACAGAAAGGCCGAGCUGGAGAUCGAGCCUCGGUACCCGCUCCUGGGUGGCUGGUCAGUGACCUUCCGAGUGGGGUACAGCGUGCCUCUGAGCGACCUGGUCUCGAUCAGCACGGACGGCACUCGCGUGCUCAACGCUACUUUUGGGAGCCCCUUUGCCGACGUCCCUAUUAAGCACUUAACUGUCAAGGUGGUGCUUCCCGAGGGUUCGUACGGCAUUUCAGCAGACGUCCCUUUCCAUGUGGGAAAGAGCACCGAGACCAAGUACUCGUACCUGGACACAGUGGGCAGGCCUGUUGUUGUCCUCGAUAAGACGGAUGUGGUGCCGGAGCAGGGGAUCAUGCACUUCCAGGUGAGGUACAAGUUCUCAGCCAUCGCUCUUUUCACCGAGCCCCUCCUCCUCGUCCUUGCCUUCUUCCUCCUCUUCCUCCUCUUCAUCGCCUACACCCACUCCGACCUCACCAUCUCCAAGACCGCCCCCUCCUACCUCGCCAAGCUCCACCACGAGGAAUUCCUCGACCUCAUCCAACGGCUCUCGCGCCUCGUGGCCGAUCGUGCAGCCCAGAUUGAGUCCCUGGAUGCGGGUCUGGUGAAGCUGGGGAGGAGCGGGGACGUGGCGGGGGCGAAGGCUGCCAGGAGGGCGGUGGAGGGGGAGUUGAAGGAGAGCGCGAGGGAGAUUGCCGCUGUGGUGGAAAAGAUCGAGGCUCUUCCCAAGGCCCCUGCCGGUCCCGUGCGCACGGUGCAAGUGCUGGUUGUGAAGGAGAAGGAGCGGGCAGAGAGGGCGGUAGCGAAGCACACAGUGGCAGUGGAGGCCUAUGAGAGGAAGACCCCUGCCAAGGAGAUCGACGCCAAGAUCGCCCCCAUGCAGCAGCGCCUGGGGGCUCUCAAGGCGGAGAUCAAGGAACUGGUUAUGGCUCUGGAGGAGUGAAUUGGGGGAUGGGAAUGGGUGAGGGGAGAGGGGAGUGGAAGGAGAGUUGGAGGGAUGCCAUCGGCGCCAAGAUCGCCGCCAUGCAUCAGCGCCUGGGGCUCUCAAGGCCGAGAUCAAGGAACUGGUCAUGGCUCUGGAGGAGUGAAUUGGAUGAGAGGGGAAUGGAAGGGGUGGGGAGGGGAGGAGGGAAGGCAGGAUGCCAAGAUUGCCCCCCCAUGCAUCAACGCUUGGGAGGGUUCAAGCCCCACUUCAGGUUGCUGGCCUGUGGUCUGUUUCUUUUGUUUGAGUCACUUGAUAUGAGUACAAGUCGGUGCAUGCUGUGGAUAGUCAGAUCAGAUUGAUGCUUAUAGAUGAACGUGUUCCUCGUUCACGCGGAUAACUCUAUACCGAGGUUGCGCGCUUGGAUGGGAAGAUUGGAAGGAUUCGCGGACGCGUUACUGGUAACUGAUCCGCUUUACCGUAGACCCUGUUUUGAGCGGUUUAAUUAUGUUUCCUGCAAUUCUGUCGCGGUGCUGCGGGUUACCGAGGAUCAUACAGGCUGAUCCGUGUUGGUUGAACUCCGAGUUCAGGCCACGUGGCGUUGUGUUGCGUUCCAAGUCUGUCGCUGCGUAGGAGCCGCGCUGCUUGCGCGGAGCACGGAUUUUCCGCUAAAUCCCUCGUCGCGCUCUGGGGCAUUGAUGUCUGAGUGUUGAGUUUCCGUGACUCAAAAGUCGACUGUUGAGUCGAUUGAGAUCUCAUCGCCUCCAGUUUAGGAGCUGCUGCUUGCGCGGAGCACGGAAGUUCCGCGAAACUUUCGUCGCCGCGCUUUGCGGCGAUGGCAUCAGUCGAACCUUCCACGCCUGCGGCUGGCCGUGCCACCGCUAAUCCCGGAGCCGCGGAGACUGCAUCCAGCCAAUACACGGACUUUAAGACGCAGACUUGGUACGACGUGCAGCGGAACGCGCCCGCCGGUAAUCAGCGCGGCGCUGCGGGCGCAGGCGGAGCGGAAGGCGGAGUCGCAGUGGCGGAGAGCUUCUCCGCGGAGGAGGUGCUCCGCCAGGCGGAGGAGCAGGCGGCGGAGCGGAGGCGCGGCGCACGGCUGCGCGCGGCUCCCCCGGUGUACUUCUUCCCGCGGCGGUCGUGGGGUGUGACUAUAGCGAGAUACGGCGCGGUUAUAGCGGCGGGGCUGGGGGCAGGGAUGGCGCUAGAGACAUGGAUCCGACAAAAAGUGGCAGAGGAUGGUGGGUACGUCCUGGGGAAGAAGAAAUCAGAGCAUCAAUGAGACGGACGCCAACACUGCAGACUUUGAGUAGAAAUGGUAGAUGCUUUUUGCACUGAUUGGGCCUGAGGUUUGACAACUUAUACAUAUGUUUAUCUGUAGAAGCUAUAGGCAUGGCGGGACGGCGGCACUGAGGCACUGAGGCACGGCGACGUGACGGGGCCAGCGCGGCGUGACGGGGCCAGCGCGGAGUGACGGGGCCAGCGCGGGGUGACGGGGCCAGCACGGCGUGACGGGGCCAGCGUGGAGGGACGGGGCCGGCGCGGAGUGGCGGGGCCGGCGCGUUCUAGCGAGGCCGGCGUGGCGAGAUGGGGCCGGGGCAGAGUGACGGGCCGGCGCCGGCGCGGCUUGACGAGGGGGGGGGGGAAGGGGGCGAGUACGCUGCGGAAGCGUGAGGAGAAGGCCAGAGCGAAAGGGGCCUGCUCUGAAACCAUGUUAAGCUAAGGUAGCUAGCUAGGAAGCCAUGUAAUGGCAUGAGGUUUAGCUAGGAGAAAGUUGAGAGAAAAGAGAGAGACUAGGAAGAGAGGUGUUGGGCUGAGAAAUGCCCUUAGGAUCUUUCCAGAGACUAAGUCCCAGUUGUAAAAGACUUGAGUAGUGCAGUGGAAGUUGAGGUAGUUAAACCCUUGUACUAGUAUAUGAGAACAAGUGA